Messenger RNA from Aspergillus alliaceus, 834 nucleotides. RefSeq lists its product as uncharacterized. The transcript has 6 exons. NCBI's taxonomy places the organism in Eukaryota, Fungi, Ascomycota, Eurotiomycetes, Eurotiales, Aspergillaceae. The coding region runs from base 1 to 834 and encodes 277 amino acids. The record is from RefSeq and is a predicted model, not a curated record.
AUGACCGCGACAGUGAAGAUGCAUGGCUUGAACCCAACGCUAGUCAACUUCUUCUGGGAUACAUUGCCAUUUCGCUCUCUCCAGACACAUGCUUUAGUCUCGGGGGACCAUUUAUAUCACCGUGUUCUACCCGAAGCCUUGAUUUACAGCAACCCUCAGUACAAUGUUCCGGGCAGAGCCGAUGAGCCCAAUGGUACUGUAUUUCUUUCUAAGCUCCAGCACUUAGCCAUCAAGUAUGACCCAGUGACUGAAAGCCACCCCGCGGCCCGUUGUGCGAACAUCAUCCCUGAGGAUUUAGAGAAGCUGCGCUGGGUUGGGCAUGAGCUUCGGAGAUGUCAAUACGAGACGAAGCAACCUAUUGAGGUAGUUCUUUGGGAUACUUCCAUGCUGGAGCCCGACCCUAAAACCCUGUCGCUUCGUCUUCAACGAACCGAUGUAACCAGAGGGGUAAAGGCCCUUGUUGAAGAAGUCCAUAAAGAGACGGAGAGGUCUUGGACCGGUAUCGCUCAAGAUAUUAAUAUUAAUAGCAUACAUAAUAACAUUCUUAAGGUUGUGGCGACACAUCCCGACGAGCUUGUCACCGUCCCGGCUAAAUUCCUUGGUUACGUGGGCACGGAAUUUCUCUGCGAGAGCCACCCUAAGAUCGAUAAUCUGAUCAGACUAAACGGUGAAGGUGACCCCAACCAAGAGGUGGCUCGCGAGGACUUCCUGGCUAUGGUGAGUGUGUUGGCCCAGUAUGUCAAUCUCCUCAAUGCGCAAAACCUGAACAUGUUCACUGGAAGCAUACCUCCCAUGUACGAUUCUAGACUUACUGCAACGGAUAAAUUUUAUUAG